Molecule: messenger RNA, 850 nt
Organism: Acanthopagrus latus (yellowfin seabream)
Lineage: Eukaryota; Metazoa; Chordata; Actinopteri; Spariformes; Sparidae
Gene: hoatz
Product: HOATZ cilia and flagella associated protein
Exons: 1
Coding region: 142-666 (174 amino acids)
Biological process (GO): cilium assembly
Source: RefSeq, a predicted model, not a curated record
ACUGGAUAAGUUAUCUUUCCCCAAUCUAUCUAUGAAUAAUAUUUUUACCUAACUAGCCAAACUAAUUUGUUUUAUUUUGCGCGGGUGUUCUCUCUUGCCCUCACUGGCUUGCCGUAGUAGUCUUGUUUCCAUGGUGACUGCAUGACAACAGCAGCACACUUUUCUUGUUCAUUUUUAAAUCCUGUUAACUGUUACUGUAAAAUGUCCGCCCCAGCUGAGGCUGCACAGCAGGAGGACUUUGAUAAGUUCUUCACCGUGUUUGACGGCUCUUCUCCGGAGGAUGUGUCCCACGCCAGGCAGCUGUGGAGCUCCCUGUCCCUCCUGCCGCCGCUGGAAUCCCGGCUGGUGUCGGCGGACAUCCGUCAGAGACUGCCGGUGUCCCGGCCGCAGCGCAGCAGCACCGCCGGCCCCAAAAUCAUCGCACCUGUGCCGCCGAGCGUCCCCGCUCUCCGGCAGAGACAAGAGGAGAGACAGCGGUAUGUGGCCAUGGCCGACCAGAGGAGGGAGAUCCUGGCCCUGCUGGGGAGGCAGAGGGAGCAGAGGAUCCAGAAGGAGCUGAUCUCCGUGGACUUUAAACCGAAGAUGAAGAUCAGCAGAGAGAAAGUGGUGAAGCUACAACAGUCAGACUCUGAGAUGGACCAGGAGCUGGUCAGGCAGCUGCAGUAGGACAAAUAAAUAUGUUGAAAAUUAAAAAUCACUUCUGACUCCAAACAGCAGAAACUCUCUCAAAAUUCCUGAAAAAUAACAAGGUGUACAGAAAACUACACCUUCAACCAAAGAUUUCAUUUUCAAUCUGUCCAUUACUUUCUCAAUAAAUUGAUUAGUUGUCAGAAAAUGUUGAACAAUGUCA